GUAUAAUAAAGUUUUCUAAAUUACUGACCAUUUUGUGCACAAUGCAAUCUUGUUUACGAUUGAGAAGGCUUUGCUUUGACCAUUUCCUCUAUUGCGGUAGUAUCACACUCGAAGUCUCACACGUGUAAAAUUUGUGAAUUUCUUAUUCAAAAUGCAGCAAAAAGCUACGAAAGAGCGUCUGCAAUGUGUGCAAGUGUUUGGUCGUAAGAAGAGCGCUACAGCUGUAGCCUACUGCAAGCCCGGCAAAGGCAAUAUCCAUGUCAAUGGCAGGCCUUUGGAAAUGAUCGAACCACGUGUUCUCCAAUACAAACUUCAGGAACCAAUUCAGCUCUUGAACAAGGACAAGUUUGCCGGAGUUGACAUCAGAGUGCGCGUGAAUGGUGGAGGUCACGUGGCUCAGAUCUAUGCCAUCAGACAGGCUAUUUCCAAGGCGCUUGUCUCAUACUACCAGAAAUACGUUGAUGAGGCUUCGAAGAAAGAGAUCAAGGACAUCCUGAUCCAGUACGACAGAACUCUGUUGGUCGCCGAUCCCAGGCGGUGCGAGCCCAAGAAGUUUGGUGGUCCAGGUGCCCGCGCCAGAUACCAGAAGUCAUACCGUUGAUUUGCUUCUCUUACAUUUUACAUUUAUAUUUAAAUAAAAUGUGAUUAAUUCCAAA
Molecule: messenger RNA, 656 nt
Organism: Nilaparvata lugens (brown planthopper)
Lineage: Eukaryota; Metazoa; Arthropoda; Insecta; Hemiptera; Delphacidae
Gene: RpS16
Product: 40S ribosomal protein S16
Exons: 5
Coding region: 152-601 (149 amino acids)
Biological process (GO): translation; maturation of SSU-rRNA from tricistronic rRNA transcript (SSU-rRNA, 5.8S rRNA, LSU-rRNA)
Cellular component (GO): ribosome; cytosolic small ribosomal subunit
Molecular function (GO): RNA binding; structural constituent of ribosome
Source: RefSeq, a predicted model, not a curated record